GGAUGUUUAUUGUAUCACUGUUUUGUGUUCUAGUGACCCGGUUUAUAGGAUUACCCCGAACAUUUUGUUUAAAAAAUGGUUUCCAUUAGAGCUUUCGUCGUGGUAUUCUCUGUCCUUCUUGGAUUGGCCUGUGCGGCACCUAGCGGAUGGCAUUCAUCACACAAACACGUGAAAAUCAUCGUGCCAUCCCACCAUCAUACGGUGCAUCACCACCACGUGGAAAAAGUGCACGUGCCCGUACACAUCCCGGUACCAAUAGUUAAAAAGGUGAUAGUGCCCGUCGAGACCCACCAUGAGGUACACCACGAUAUCCACCAUCUUGACCACCACGAUUUUCACCAUGAUAUCCAUCAUGAUGUGCACCACGACGAUUGGCAUGGAAGCUUAUGGUAAUUCUUUGCUGGGAGCUAAGAACACCGUUAUUGUAUAUAUUAGGUAGAUUAGAAACUCCAAAGGAAACAGAAGAUGGAAAGUGCAUGACGUCUCUAGUGAGGUUGCUAGUUGUAAGUCUAUGUAGUUCCGGACCUGUAUUGUGUUAUUGUACAUAUAAUUUUGUAAAAUAAAUCUGUGUUUUUUUUCAUAA
Anthonomus grandis grandis is the source of this 583-nucleotide messenger RNA. RefSeq lists its product as uncharacterized. The coding region runs from base 76 to 393 and encodes 105 amino acids. The record is from RefSeq and is a predicted model, not a curated record. NCBI's taxonomy places the organism in Eukaryota, Metazoa, Arthropoda, Insecta, Coleoptera, Curculionidae. The transcript is spliced from 4 exons.